This is a messenger RNA of Silurus meridionalis, 4450 nucleotides long. RefSeq names its product aldehyde dehydrogenase 1 family, member L2 (gene aldh1l2). Lineage: Eukaryota; Metazoa; Chordata; Actinopteri; Siluriformes; Siluridae. Bases 116 to 2887 code for a protein of 923 amino acids. Gene Ontology annotation, cellular component: cytoplasm. Gene Ontology annotation, molecular function: formyltetrahydrofolate dehydrogenase activity; aldehyde dehydrogenase (NAD+) activity. The record is from RefSeq and is a predicted model, not a curated record. Gene Ontology annotation, biological process: biosynthetic process; 10-formyltetrahydrofolate catabolic process; one-carbon metabolic process. The transcript has 23 exons.
AUAUAAAUCUGAUGCGGCGAAUCCAAACCGCAAACGCUCGCGAGCAGGUGUGUAGAUCUCUGAGGGGAAAAUAAACUAUCGUCGAUUUCAUUCAUUCUUUUUUAAUUCCUUCGCCAUGUUGUGGACGGUUUGUAAGGUCGUCAGGAAAUUCUCCACGUCCUCCACUCACUACCAGAAUAAGCUGAAGCUCGCGCUCAUUGGUCAGAGCUUGUUUGGACAGGAAGUGUACACCAGCCUCCGGAAGCAGGGUCAUAAAGUGGUGGGUGUGUUUACUGUCCCGGAUAAGGAUGGCAAGGCAGACCCGCUGGCUGUGGUGGCAGAAAAGGACAGCACGCCGGUAUUCAAAUUCCCACGCUGGCGUGUGAAGGGGAAGCCCAUCUCCGAGGUGGUGGACGCCUACAAGGCCGUGGGUGCGGAACUCAACGUCAUGCCCUUCUGCUCCCAGUUUAUCCCCAUGAACGUGAUCGACCAUCCCCAGCACGGCUCCAUCAUCUACCACCCGUCUCUCCUGCCCAGACACAGAGGAGCUUCAGCCAUUAACUGGACUCUGAUCGAGGGCGAUAAAAAAGCCGGUUUCUCGAUAUUCUGGGCUGAUGAUGGUUUGGACACUGGUCCUAUCCUGCUGCAGAAGGAAUGUCCAGUGGAACCUAAUGACACUGUGGACACACUGUACAACCGUUUCCUCUUUCCGGAGGGAAUCAAAGCCAUGGUGGAAGCAGUGCAGCUUAUUGCAGACGGGAAAGCUCCCAGGAUUCCACAGCCCGAGGAGGGAGCGAGCUACGAAGGCAUCCAGAAGAAAUCCAAUGCCAGGGUGAACAUGGCUCAGCCUGCUGAUGUUAUUCAUAACUGGAUUCGUGGCCAUGAUAAAGUUCCUGGAGCCUGGACCCUCAUUAAUGGAGAGCCAGUGACGCUGUACGGAUCAUCGAUGCUCAAUGGUCCAGUUCCUUCAGGUCAGCCCCUGGAGGUAGAAGAUGCGUCUCAGCCCGGCCUCAUCACCAGCUCGGGCCUCGUGCUCUUCGGCAUCGACGGGAAAGCGCUACUGGUGAAAAGUCUGCAGUUUGAGGACGGAAAGAUGAUUCCGGCUGCCAAGUACUUCUCAUCAGGAGAAACGAGCAGUGUGGAGCUCACUGAGGAGGAGAAGAAGAUGGCAGAGGACAUACGGGUGAUCUGGAAGGGCAUUUUGAGUAACGUGGCAGUGAUUGAGGACACGACCGACUUCUUUAAGUCUGGAGCUGCGUCUAUGGAUGUGGUCAGGUUGGUGGAGGAGACCAAGCAGAAGUGUGCAGGUGUCCAGCUGCAGACUGAGGACGUCUACAUGGCUACUACCUUCCAGGACUUCAUCCAGAUGUUUGUCCGGCGUCUGAGAGGAGAAGACCAGGAGGAGGAGCUGGUCAUAGAUUACGCAACGAAAGACAUCAAUAACAUGACGCUGAAGAUUCCACACCAGUGUUUCAUCAAUGGGAAGUUUGAGGAUGCAGAGAACGGAAAGACUUAUAACACCGUCAACCCCACCGAUGGCUCUGUGAUCUGUAAGGUGGCAUUUGCUUCCGUUGCUGAUGUGGACAGAGCCGUGGCUGCAGCUAAAGAGGCGUUUGAGACGGGGCCGUGGGGCAGGAUGAACCCUCGUGACCGGGGCAGACUUCUCUACAAGCUGGCCGAUCUCAUGGAGGAGCAUCAGGAGGAGCUGGCCACCAUUGAGUCCAUCGACUCCGGUGCCGUGUACACGCUCGCCCUCAAGACUCACGUAGGCAUGUCCAUCCAAACCUUCAGAUACUUCGCCGGCUGGUGCGACAAGAUCCACGGCACGACCAUCCCCAUCAACCAGGCUCGACCCAACCGCAACCUGACCUUCACUAAGAAAGAACCUCUCGGAGUGUGUGCCAUAGUGAUUCCAUGGAAUUACCCUCUAAUGAUGCUGGCCUGGAAGAGCGCCGCCUGUCUGGCAGCCGGAAACACCCUGGUUUUAAAGCCUGCGCAGGUGACUCCUCUGACCGCGCUGAAGUUCGCCGAGCUGGCCGUUAAAGCAGGCAUUCCGAAAGGAGUCAUCAACAUCAUACCAGGAUCAGGUGGUAUGGUUGGACAGAGGUUAUCUGAUCACCCUGAUAUCCGUAAGCUGGGCUUUACUGGAUCUACUCCAAUCGGUAAACAAAUUAUGAAAAGCUGUGCAGUCAGUAAUUUGAAGAAGGUCUCCCUGGAGCUGGGUGGCAAAUCCCCUCUCAUUAUCUUCAGCGACUGUGACAUUGACAAGGCUGUGAGGAUGGGUAUGAGCUCGGUGUAUUUCAACAAGGGAGAGAACUGCAUCGCUGCAGGCAGACUGUUUGUCGAAGAGUCCAUUCAUGACGAGUUCAUCCGACGAGUGGUUGAGGAGAUCAAAAAAAUGAAGAUCGGCGAUCCUCUGGAUCGCUCCACAGAUCACGGCCCUCAGAACCACAAGGCCCACCUCGACAAGUUGCUGGAGUACUGCGAGAUCGGCGCGAAGGAAGGCGCCACUCUCGUUUACGGGGGGAAGCAGGUGGACAGACCUGGGUUUUUCAUGGAGCCUACAGUCUUCACGGAUGUCGAGGAUCACAUGUUCAUCGCUAAAGAGGAAUCUUUUGGCCCGGUCAUGGUGGUGUCUAAAUUUAAAGAUGGUGAUGUAGAAGGAGUCUUAAACAGAGCGAAUGACACAGAGUUUGGCCUGGCGUCUGGAGUCUUCACACGAGACAUCAACAAAGCCAUGUAUGUGAGUGAGAAGCUGGAAGCUGGAACCGUGUUUGUCAACACCUACAACAAGACGGACGUGGCGGCGCCUUUCGGAGGAUUCAAGCAGUCCGGCUUCGGGAAAGAUCUGGGAGAAGAAGCUCUUCAUGAGUAUCUGCGGACCAAAGCAGUGACAGUAGAGUACUGAGAGAGAACAUCUGGACUUUGUGCUGGACUUCGGCAGGCAGUCUAUGGGAACGCAGGCCUCAUGCUUCAUCUGCCAUCUUGCUCGGUUUUGAAAAAAAGAAAAGAGAAAACGCACUGCUACAACUCCAAUUUUUGUGCCUACAGUUUUUCAGUUCUCGACAACACCGAGGCAACAUCUGGAUCCAUGAAUCGGUACGGCGUCCGAAGGUGCAGAUUAUGGACACUGCCAGAAUCCGAAGGAGGAUACGCUGCAGUUUUUAUUUAUUUAAUCCGAGAAGGUUUUCCGUCUCUCACAUAAAUCUACACACAGCGCUUUUCCUUUCUUAAUAUAUUCGAAAGCUAUUUUACGUCAUUGGCGCAUUUUAAGAACCGAAUCUUUCUACCUCACGGAGCAUGUAAAUUCAAUUCAAAUAUACUUAUUUUAUUAAGAACGAAACAAAUGAUCCAUCUUUUAUAUUUUUCAACUUUGCAUUCCACACGUCUCGAAUCGGCAAAUGCGAUGUUCUGAAUAAAUAUCGAAGGAUUCUCAUCGUUCUGGACCGAACAGAUAAACAAGACUUUUUUUUUUUUAUCUGGGUUGCCAGAGUGAUGUAAUCCAGCUCAAGGCUGGAAAUCCUCCAGACACCAUUUUAGUUAUUAAACGCACUACUGUAGUCUUAAAGGAAAAAAUCCACCCUGAAUGAAAUCCUUUUUAUCAUCAUUGAAGAAUUUAUUUAGGAUUUUCUGGCUUAAACAUUGCUGCUCUAUUUUCCUACAUUACCCAUCAUGCCAUCUGAAUACUCAUGACGGUGGUGCAUGUGGGAUUAAUGCAGUGCGAUGCAGCGGCACUUUAGUUAAUCUGGUUCUCUCUUCUGUUAAAAGUUCAACCAAUACCACAGUCAACACUAGAAAAUUGAGUGUCUGUCAGUGUUUGAGUUCUGAGGGCUUUGAGUCCAAUCACCAACACCUCCUUUAUAACUACUGCUCUAGAUUUCAUUACAUUCAUAUGUAAAACCCGUGUUAUUUCGAGCGAAACCCAUGUCAUCCCUUACGUUUGAGAAUCUUUAAUUAAGCACCUUAUUGAAAGGUAGAAGACCAGUAAAUUAGCACCAUAAUUACCAUCCCAUUUACCCAAACUGACCUACAACUGUCUCAUUUUAUAUAAAUGCAUUUGAGAGUUAAAGAGUUUGCCCAGCGGUCUAGCCAGGGCAGCUUGGCCACGCUGGGAUUUGAACUCACAACCUGAAGGUAUGCAUUUAAACUACCGAGCUACCACUUCCCGCACGUUUCAGGGUGGCGUUUUUCAUUUAUAGCACUAUAAAAACCUAAUGUUCAUACUACGUACGUACACUGCUUAUAAACUAUCACUCCAACAGUAUUUAUUUAUACCCAUGUGCUACAGUGUGGGACACACCUGAAGAUACCUGAACAUGAAGUAGGCAACUUAUUAACAAAUCAACACUGCCUUCAGUACAAACUGUGCAUGAUGUGAGAAAACACGGUAUUUAUACGAUCAAACAGCUUCUGUACACUGACAGUAUUAUAUCCGUUUUUUUAUCCAUCAAUAAACUGAAUAUGGAUCACG